Molecule: messenger RNA, 1469 nt
Organism: Astrephomene gubernaculifera
Lineage: Eukaryota; Viridiplantae; Chlorophyta; Chlorophyceae; Chlamydomonadales; Astrephomenaceae
Source: the annotation of a GenBank genome assembly
UGUGGAGUUCUCUUGCUCAGCUUAACCUUCCUGCUCUAAUAUACUUCGAGGUACUUAUCAAAAUGAGCACCCUUCGCUCCGUCGCUCAGAAGGUUGGCGCCCGGCCGGCUGCGCGCCGCUCUGUCGUUAUGCGCACCGGGAACAACAUCACUGGCAAGACCUUCUCUUCGUCGGAGCCCGCCAGCGUUGAGUACCUGAAGACGCUGCCCGGCGUCACAGCUCCUUUCGAGGGCGUCUUUGACCCUGCGGGCUUUGCGCGCACGGCGACCGUGCGUGAUGUCCGCCGCUGGCGCGAGGCCGAGAUUACCCAUGGCCGCGUCUCCAUGCUCGCCGCGCUGGGCUUCAUUGUGGGCGAGCAGCUGCAGGACUACCCACUCUUCUUCAACUUUGAUGGCAGGGUGUCAGGCCCCGCCAUCACGCACUUCUCCCAGAUCGGCCAGGGCUUCUGGGAGCCGCUGCUGAUCGCCAUCGGCAUCGCGGAGUCCUACCGCGUGGCCAUCGGCUGGGCUACCCCCACCAACACCGGCUUCAACAGCCUCAAGGACGACUACGAGCCCGGCGACCUGGGCUUCGACCCGCUGGGCCUGAAGCCCACGGACCCCGAGGAGCUCAAGGUCAUGAAGACCAAGGAGCUCAACAACGGCCGCCUGGCCAUGAUUGCCAUCGCCGCCUUCGUGGCCCAGGAGUGUGUGGAGCAGACCGAGAUCUUCGAGCACCUGUUCCUGCGCUUCGAGAAGGAGGCCAUCCUGGAGCUGGACGACAUCGAGAGGGACGUGGGUCUGCCGCUGACGCCUCUGCCCAGCGAGCUGACCAACCUGUAAGGGAGACGCACGUACGGACGGGCGGACAAGAAUCAGGAGGCUACAACUGAGAUUGGAUAUCAUUCGAGACUAACUAGCCAGCGGCGGGGUUCGUCCGCGCUGGAAGAGGGCUGCAACGCAUUUAAUUAUGCCCACUGACUCGUCGACCAUUUACUUGUGCUACUUGUCAGAGCACAGAGUUUGAGAGCUCUGCUAUAUGUGUAUGCUCGUAUUUGCAAUACAUUUCAGUUGAUGAUUCUAUUACUCGGUGAGGUGUGAGGUGAGAGAGAGUGCGCAAGAUACGCGAUGUGACCUGGACAUUGUUUGGUAAAGCCUGUGGAAGAAUUCAAUCGAGAGGUGUUCCGAGUGUAUUCGGGCUGUGACGUCUUCGCAGCUAACAUCGCACAGGGCUGUGAAGGUGUAUGCGCCAUCCAUGUACCCGGUUUUACCCAGCAGGGCCACUAAUUUGCACCGGGGAAUAAUAUUAUUGACUUUUGAAUCGCUCCGGAUGUAUGCUGGUGAAGAAUUCAUCCAAGUAUUUCAUGCACACUAACGGUGGAGUGGAGAGGAGAGAGUUGGAUGUUGACAAUGGCUGGCUUGAAAAGUACAUACGUGAAUAACACGCCGGACCCGAUCACCAUCUAUUGUAAUGACUUUCGGUAUGUGUCA